AUGGGAACCUGCGGCGGCUACUCACCGGCACCGUACGCGAUGUUCAAGAAGAAGAAGAAGAAGAAGAAGAAGAAGAAAAAGAACGUGACUCUGACGAGGACCAAGAAUGCGAAUCUUUCGUUUGUCACGCGGGACGUGGAGGAGAUCGUGGUGGCGCCGACGAACCUCGAGGGCCUGAGGAAAUGCGGCCACGACUGGAAAACGAUGGAGGCCGCGGACCUGCGCGGCUACCUCGGGCUGCUGAUCCUCUCGGGCGUGUACAGGUCCCGCAACGAGGCCGCGGAGAGCCUGUGGCACGAGGAGAGCGGCAGGCCCAUAUUCCGCGCCACGAUGCCGGUCAAACGGUUCCACGCGUACUCGAGACUGCUGCGAUUCGACGACCGCGAGUCGAGAGCCGCCAGACGAGCGGCCGUGCGGGACGUGUUUGACGCGUGGGCGCGCCGGCUUCCCGGCCUCUACAACCCGGGCCCCGACGUGACCGUGGACGAGCAGCUGGUCCCCUUUCGAGGUCGAUGCCCGUUCCGCCAGUACAUGCCCAGCAAGCCCGCGAGGUACGGCGUCAAGCUGUGGGUGGCCUGCGACGCCAAGUCCAGCUACGCGUGGAACGUGCAGGCCUACACCGGAAAGUCCGCGUGCGGCGCGUCCGAGAGGAACCAGGGCGCCCGGGUGGUGCUGGACCUGACCGAGGGGCUCGCGGGCCCUCGCAACGUCACGUGCGACAACUUUUUCACCUCGUACGACCUGGCGCGGCGGCUCCUGCGCGAGAGGCGCCUCACCCUGGUGGGCACGAUGCGCAAAAACAAGCCGGAGCUGCCGGCCGCCUUGCUCGACACCAGGGGCCGCGCGGUCGCCUCGUCCAGGUUCGCCUUCACGCCCGACGCCGCUCUGGUGUCCUACGUGCCCAAGAGGAACAAGAACGUGCUGCUGCUGAGCACGCUGCACGCGGGGGACGCGCGGCUCCUGGUGGCGUCCGGCGGCCGCGCGGCCAAACCCGAGAUCGUGCUCCACUACAACGCCACCAAGGGCGGCGUGGACAACCUGGACAAGCUCGUGGCCACGUACAGCUGCCGUAGGAAGACCGCGCGCUUGCCCCUCGCCGUGUUCCACAACGUCCUCGACGUGUCCGCCUACAACGCCUUCGUGAUCUGGCGAGAGCUCAGGCCCGCGUGGAUGCGCGGCAAGCUCAACAGGAGGAGGGCGUUCCUCGAGCAGCUGGGACGGGCGCUCGUCGCGCCGCUCAUGGAGAGGAGGAGGAGCCUCCCUCGCACGGAGGCGGCCGCCGCGCUCGUCAGAGCCGCGACGAGAGGGCCCGCCGAGGGACCGCGACGACCGGACGGCGAGCGGGAGCCGCCCGCGCCGAGAGCGGCCGGCGAGAGGAAGAGGUGUCAGCUCUGUCCCAGGAGCAACGACCGCAAAACAAACGCCGUCUGCGCCGGCUGCCGGAGGUACGUCUGCGGGAGCUGCGCCUAUUGCGCGGAAUGUGCGAGCCCGUAG
Sander lucioperca (pikeperch) is the source of this 1494-nucleotide messenger RNA. RefSeq names its product piggyBac transposable element-derived protein 4-like. The record is from RefSeq and is a predicted model, not a curated record. Bases 1 to 1494 code for a protein of 497 amino acids. The transcript is spliced from 3 exons. Lineage: Eukaryota; Metazoa; Chordata; Actinopteri; Perciformes; Percidae.